Megachile rotundata (alfalfa leafcutting bee) is the source of this 810-nucleotide messenger RNA. RefSeq names its product cap-specific mRNA (nucleoside-2'-O-)-methyltransferase 1-like. The record is from RefSeq and is a predicted model, not a curated record. Lineage: Eukaryota; Metazoa; Arthropoda; Insecta; Hymenoptera; Megachilidae.
UGUCUAGUAGCUUUGAUGGUUGUAAGAGAGGGAGGACAUUUUGUCACAAACAUAUUUGACCUUUUUACACCUUUUAGUGCAGGCUUAACAUAUCUAAUGUAUCUUUGCUUUGAAGAAAUUUGUAUUUUAAAACCAAAUUCUUCUCGACCAGCAAAUUCAGAGCGAUUUUUGAUAUGUAAAAGUAAACGGCCUAGAGUACAUGAUGUUAUAAAAUAUCUUGAACAUGUUAAUAAUUUGCUUUUGCAAGAGAAAAAUAACAAUGAUGUUGAUGUUUUACAGUUGGUAUCGCCUGAAGAAUUAGAGAAUGACAAACAUUUUGUAGAGUACCUUUGUGCAUCUAAUAAUUUAAUAGGAAGAAAACAAAUAAUAGCUUUACGUAAACUAGCUGCAUUUUAUAGAAACCCUUCUUUUGUUGAACCAAAACAAGAUUUUGUACGUAAGGAGUGUUUGAAAUAUUGGGAACUACCUGAUCACAAUAGAAGAACAUAUAUAAGAACGUUUAUAAAGCCUACAAAUAAAUUGUCCCUUCUUGGAUAUGAUACUAAACUUACAUCAGUUCCAGCAAAAAGAUUAACAACAGAAAAUAUUCAAGAUACAAUAUUAAAUGAACCAUGUGAUUGGUUCUGUGUGCCCUGUAGUACUGGGAUUUCCACUAAAGCAAUGGCAGUGCCCACAUUUUACAUGGGCAUGGGAAGAAAUAAUGUAUAUUAUUUAGUAGAUGGCAUUUGGAUAGAAGUUGAUCAUAUCAAUGUAGAAUUACCACCAGAUACACUUGUAUAUGCUGAAAUAGUACAAGAAAUAACAAAGGAA